AUGGAGACAGUGAACAAAUACGUGACCGCCGCUUCGACCGCCAUCUGGGGCCAAAAUGGAGACCCCAAUGUCACACAGAUCACCCAACAACAUGGUGAAGAGCCCCUCUCUGGUGUCCAGGGUAAAGGAGAAACUACAGACCCUUACGAUGCUGGAAACCGUGAUGAACAACCCGGCGCUCCCAAAUCAGAUGGAAACACCGCACCUCAAGAGCCCAACCUAGGCGGCAAGACACAAACUUUCGAAGAAGCCGCCGUCACAUCAGACCCCGUUGCUACCAAAGCUGCAGGCACAACCCAAACUUUCGAAGAAGCCGCCGUCACAUCAGACCCCGUUGCUACCAAAGCCGCAAGCACAACCCAAACCUCCGACCCUGAAGAUACCAGCUCCACAGCCGCUAUCAGCAGCUCCGCACAGCCGGUCUCCAGUGGAUCGACUGAGUCCAACAAGGACAAGGAAGUCGAUAACGAGCAACGUAGCUCUUCACAGAGCUCAGGUGAAAGCAGUUCGGUUCCGCGCCCCGCCCACCCCGAAGCAAGCAUAGAGGCUCUCGAAGGUCCUCAAGGCCCCCCACCAAAGCCGGCUGAGGAAUUUGAAAAAGAAGCCAAGGGCAAGGCACCUGCGAAAGAGGAGAGCGACAAGAGCGACAACAGCUUGACCGAUUCCAAAGAUAGCGCCCCCAAGAACGACACUUCCAAGACUGGUGACUCGCCUACUAGUAGUAACAAGUCUUCACACUCUCAGGACAGUGGAAAGAGUAGCAAGUUGGCUAAGGUGAAAGAGAGUGUGAAGAAGCACCUCCAUCACUCGAGCAAAUAA
Messenger RNA from Penicillium olsonii, 819 nucleotides. The record is from the annotation of a GenBank genome assembly. NCBI's taxonomy places the organism in Eukaryota, Fungi, Ascomycota, Eurotiomycetes, Eurotiales, Aspergillaceae.